CGAGAGGUUCCGAAAAGAUUGGUGGAUUGCCUAUAGAAUUCGGUGUGGAUUGAGAUGUCGGAUAUCGGCAGCGGUGACGAAGGAAUUUCUAGUCAGAGUACGUAUUUAUUUAAAGCGGUACAGCGUUCGAGACGCUUUUUGUUUCGCGCCGUUUUAGUUAACCGUGUUACAGGACGUUUACUGUUGUGCUAACGUCCAAAAGUAAAUAUUUCAUUGUUCCCGUUUCAAAAUGGCGAUUUCGGGUUUGUUAUAUCGCAAGUAUUGAGGCCUCGAAGGGUUCCGCCGGCGGAAUCGUGCGGCGGCAGGCGACGGUGCGGCGGCCCGCCCGGUCAGGUGCUACGGCCGGUGGAGGUUGACGACCUAUCGAUUUUUUGUGUGCGACCUCUCAUCGGGCGGGCCGGUGUGGACAUCUCACCGGAGCCGGAACCGCCGCCUCGGGACCGUCGCGUCGGGCUGCAGGUCUGCGGCUGGGCUGGACGUGGACGACGGCCGAGCUCGCCGGCACCAUGGCAGAGUAUGGACAGAGUAUGGACGCGGGUGGAAAUAAUUUCGACUCCGGUCAAUCGCAGCAGGAGCAGGAGCUAGCGACCAAAAUGCUGCAGAUCCAGUCAAAGAGAUUCUACCUCGACGUAAAGCAGAACAGGCGGGGCCGGUUUAUCAAGGUCGCCGAGAUCGGCGCGGACGGGCGGCGCAGCCAGAUCUUCCUGGCGAUGUCGACGGCGGCCGAGUUCCGCGACUACCUCUCCUCCUUCAGCGACUUCUACUCCUCGCUGGGCCCGCCCAACCCCGACACCGUGCCCGACGACGGCAAGCUCAAGUCCGAGAUGAUGCUCAAGGACAACCGGCGCUACUACCUGGACCUGAAGGAGAACUCGCGCGGCCGCUUCCUGCGCGUCUCGCAGACCAUCACGCGCGGCGGCCCUCGCAGCCAGGUGGCGCUGCCCGCCCAGGGCAUGAUCGAGUUCCGCGACGCCCUCACCGACCUGCUCGAGGACUUCGGCACCGACGACGGCGGGUUCAAGGGCGACCUGCCGGAGGGCCGGCACCUGCGCGUCGACAACAAGAACUUCUACUUCGACAUCGGACAGAACAACCGCGGCAUCUACAUGAAAGUUAGCGAGGUCAAAAGCAAUUUCCGAACGGCGAUAACCGUGCCGGAGAAGUGCUGGUCGCGCUUCCGCGACAUCCUCGCCGACUACUGCGACAAGAUCGGGCGCACGCACGCGCACGACGCGCUACAGGCGGGGCCGGGGCCGGGGCCGGGGCCGCGGGCAGGCAGCGCGCAGCCCUCCGGCAAUAUCGACACGUUCACCGGCAGCGCCCCCGGCCGGAUUUGAUGCGCGGGCACCACCUCGCCCGCCCCGCCCCCCGCCCCGCAACACGCAUCUGUAUAUAGUCAUCUAACGACGUAGCGGCCCCCUCCACUCCGCACGCGCGGCGCCGCUCCGACAACACGCGGUCCCGCCCGAAGCUUCUUCGCGUCAGGCUGCGGCGGCGUGACGGCGUGACGGCGUGACGGCGCGACGACGUGACGGCGCGCCGGGACGCGUGUCGCCUGUCGCCCCGUGCGUCGGCUGCGGCGCGCGUUACUUUAUCUAACAGCUUUAAGCUUUUUUUUUGUAAUGACGUUUUACUUUUUAUUUUGAAUCUGUGUAAAUAGUUCGUCGCGUGGCAACGAGCUGCCCUCAAAGCGACCGAAUCGGUCGGUUGAACGAGUAAGAGUAUCUAUAAAUAGUUGUGAUAGCAGGCGUGCCGACAUGCCCGCCGGGCCCGCCGGGUCCACCGGGCCCACCGGUUCCGCCGGGCCCACCGGGUCCGCCGGGCCCGCCAGGCCCGCCUGGCCCGCCGGCUCACUGGUAACUUGUUGCAAUAAUUGUAACCGAUCCUGGUGCAGUGUGAGAAGCUGCGAGAAGCUGCAUGCAGAGCGCAACAUGCCACUCUCUAGUUCGUAGGCGUAUACGUUUUGUCUGUACCACAUUAACUGAAUGCUGGUGUAGGGGCACGGGGCAGGCGGGCCGAGUGCUGUCCGCACCGCACUGUAACCGGGUGAAUCCAGGUGAAUUAUCAAACUUGAAAUUAGAGAAAAUCAUAUGAUUUAUGUAUUAAAAAUGUAUAAUUAAUUACACGAUUAAACAAAUUGGAAGUUAAGGAAGAUUUUAGAUUGGCGAUGCGCAAUAUUGAUUAAUUAUAAAAAUGCAUCGGUAUAUAAAGUCGGUGAGGAUUUCACUCGGCCGCAGCCUCAGGAGUAUGACACCGGGUGUUUACAGGGCGCGUGCGAGCGGGCGGGCCGGGGCGACCGCCGCCCGGU
Molecule: messenger RNA, 2308 nt
Organism: Papilio xuthus (Asian swallowtail)
Lineage: Eukaryota; Metazoa; Arthropoda; Insecta; Lepidoptera; Papilionidae
Gene: Pur-alpha
Product: Purine-rich binding protein-alpha
Exons: 9
Coding region: 507-1337 (276 amino acids)
Biological process (GO): regulation of transcription by RNA polymerase II
Cellular component (GO): nucleus
Molecular function (GO): purine-rich negative regulatory element binding; RNA polymerase II transcription regulatory region sequence-specific DNA binding; DNA-binding transcription factor activity, RNA polymerase II-specific
Source: RefSeq, a predicted model, not a curated record